This is a messenger RNA of Diaporthe batatas, 2687 nucleotides long. RefSeq lists its product as uncharacterized. Bases 629 to 2224 code for a protein of 531 amino acids. The transcript is spliced from 4 exons. Lineage: Eukaryota; Fungi; Ascomycota; Sordariomycetes; Diaporthales; Diaporthaceae. The record is from RefSeq and is a predicted model, not a curated record.
GACAUUCCCUGGCCCUGCUGGGCUGCCUGGCCCGUCUGGCCUGCCCAUUCCCUGGUCGGGAUGCCCUGGAUGCCCCAAGUGCCCACCCGGCCUCCUUGCUGCUCUCCGUGGGUGCUCGUGCUCGUGCCUCUGGCGGCCGUAUAAAGACCAGACAGGCCACAGGUCUUGGCAUUUCCCACGGGUGUCGUUCUUCCCAUCCCCCCUCAAAUCUUCCACUUGGAUUCCGUCGCACACACCUCUUCUCGCCUCAGCCGUGCCUCCCUGCGUGCCUGUACCUUUUUGGCCGUGCACUCUGGACCGCUGCCCCCACAUAGCUUCCAUUCCUGCACAGUCUGACAGUACUCCGUACAGUCACGCCCAAGCCUUCCGUCGUCCUGUCUGUGUCUGGGUGGUCCAAUCUCACCUCUCCCACUACCUUGGCUUCCUCCUCGGGUUGUGGCAUCACUCCCUCUUUCUUCUCCCUCCUCCUUCACCUUCACAUACCCCAUCCAUCGACACGUACACGUGGGUGACGGAGGACCUCGCCUGCUGCUGGCCUAGCUUUCGUGUUCAAUACUCGUCCCAAGCGUCCUAGAUGCCUCCGUGCCUUGAGCCUUGGGUUCUAUAGCCCGCACAAUGAUGGUCGACAAUGAUGGGCAACACCUACGUCGACGAUAUCCAAAAUGCAGUGCUUCUCUUCAGCAAUCCCGUCUGGUCUGGCGCCGAUAGCAUUCCAUCAACCAUCAUCAGGAACAUCACUGCGCUCUCCAGCGACAUAGCCUACUCCGCAGAGAUCAACGAAAACAUAACCAUCCUGUCCUCGAGAUACGCCCAGACGAACAAUGGCAUCAUCCAAGGACUGCUCUAUGUGCCCGAUCUCGAGGCCCGUGACCCGUGCACCGGUUUCGAGUCUGCAUAUGUGCCCAGCACCGCUGUGCGACAAGCCCACCUGCCACCUUCCGAUUACAACCUGAUCGCCCUGGUGCCUUGGUACAAUGCGAAUUGCACGAGAUCAUAUCUCGCCUCUGCAGCAUUGGAUCCUAUUCGCGCCCUAAUCACCUACAGACCCGACAACAGCGUUGAGCGGCCUCCGCCUGCCGACGACGAGAUCUGGGAUCUCCAGGACCGCGAUGCCUGGAAGUCCUACAGCAAAUUCCCCAUCUACGCCGUCUCGGGUGCCGUCGGCUCAUCUAUGAUGACACAGCUUAGCCUAUAUUCAGGCAACGUGACCUCCGUUCCCUACGGAGAGAACAUCUCUGCACUGUACAACCCCGACGCCGACGACUAUGUCCGGAUUUGGUCCCAGAUCCAUGUGGCCACGACGGAUUCAUUGCCGACUAUUUGGAUCUUCAUUCUGAUAUGUGUGGCGGCACUGUUCUUCAUUGUGGCUGGCAUCUCCUGCACAAUGCAUUGUGUUCAGUACAAGCGUCGGGCUUCUCUUCAGCGUCGUGUCAUGAGUGGCGAGGUGAACUUGGAGGCCAUGAACAUCAAACACGUCUUGGUCCCUCUCGAGCAUGUCAAAAAGUUCCCCCUUUUCACGUACAACUACGAGCCAAACGCGAACAGCAUGCCGCCCUCCCCGACGACACCACGGGCACCUGCACGAGUCCAUAUGCGGAACAAUAGCCUGGGGAUCGACGAGACCAUAACAUCCAUUCCCGCACCGCCUUAUUCGGAAAAGGCUUUGCCCAGCCCAACAGCGAAAUCAACGGUCACUGGCAUCACUGCCGCUAGUACGGCAACAGACUAUCAACCUGCAUGUUCGAUUUGUUCCCAGGACUAUGAAAACAGGGUAACCAUCAUACGCGAACUCCCAUGUGGUCACAUUUUUCACCCGGACUGUAUCGACGAAUUCUUGAGCAGCCACAGCUCCUUGUGCCCCCAGUGCAAGGCCUCCAUGCUCCCCAAAGGCUUCUGUCCAAAGGUCACCAACUCCAUGGUCCGUCGGGAGAGGGCGAUUCGGAAGCUUCGGGGUCGCGUCAUUGUAGACGAAUCGGACGUCGAGAGCGGCCGUGCUCGGACAGACACCUGGAAGUCGAGUGUGAAGAGGAAGAUGUUCCGUCCAAGUAACAACGCGGCCAACCUCGUGCAGCAGGUACCCGCUCGUCAAGCUGAAGGCCCAACACCCGAGACUCGACUGCGAAUGCGCGACCUGGCUGGUGAAGAGUUCCACGAUGGCCGCAGUUUAAAUGGACAGCCCAAAUGGAAAAGGGCCACGCGAACAUUAUUCCCUGGAUUUUCUUGAUAUCUUCCUUCUUUUUUUUUCUUUUUUUUCCCACAUAUUUUGGAGCUUUGUUUUCUUCUUUCUGUUUUUGGACCGGUUCCCAUGUGAUACCCCGGAGCAAUCUCCACAACUGAUUUAGUGAGCAUCGGAUGGCGUUACUAGGCCAGGUGGGUUCAGGCCGAGCAUACUGGGUGGGGCCUCAGGGGAUGUACACCAUACUGGAUAUGUUUUUAUGGCGAGAGUGGUCACAGUGGAGUAUUAUCAAGUGGUACGAGAUACUGCUUUCGCGGUGGGAAGGUGGUCAAGAAGAACAAGAAGAGGUCGCCGCCACGCCAAGCCCCCGAGUUGGGCGACAAGGUAGUGGUCGAAUCGGACACAUAAUGUGUGCCAAUUCAAGUGUGUACAUGUAGCCACUUCAGCUUGACUCCGACAAGGGGUAUCAAGACUCGCAUAAAGACAAUAGAACUGGAAGUAUCAACAAAAA